Molecule: messenger RNA, 548 nt
Organism: Sciurus carolinensis (gray squirrel)
Lineage: Eukaryota; Metazoa; Chordata; Mammalia; Rodentia; Sciuridae
Product: mitochondrial pyruvate carrier 2-like
Exons: 1
Coding region: 53-436 (127 amino acids)
Biological process (GO): pyruvate import into mitochondria
Cellular component (GO): mitochondrial inner membrane
Molecular function (GO): pyruvate transmembrane transporter activity
Source: RefSeq, a predicted model, not a curated record
ACCAGGACACGCGGCGCUCCAGCCCGCCGCCCGCGAUCGCUGAGCGCAGGAGAUGGCAGCCGCCGGCGCCCGCGGCCUGCGGGCCAGCUACCACCGGCUCUUGGAUAAGGUGGAGCUGAUGGUGCCGGAGAAGCUGCGGCCGCUGUACAACCACCCGGCAGGCCCCAGAACAGUUUUUUUCUGGGCUCCAAUUAUGAAAUGGGGGUUGGUGUGUGCUGGGUUGGCUGAUAUGGCCAGACCUGCAGAAAAACUCAGCACAGCUCAAUCUGCUGUUUUGAUGGCCACAGGGUUUAUUUGGUCAAGAUUCUCACUUGUAAUUAUACCAAAAAAUUGGAGUCUGUUUGCUGUUAAUUUCUUCGUGGGGGCAGCAGGAGCCUCUCAGCUCUUGCGCAUUUGGAGGUAUAACCAAGAACUAAAAGCUAAAGCAAUCAAAUAAGAGUUCCUGAUCACCUAAAUCUAGAUGUGGACAUAACCACUGGGACCUAGCUUAGUAUUUGAUUAUUUUAAGGCAUUGCUAGCUGUGCUAACAUUUGGAAGGCACACACACA